AAUGGCAAAACAAUUUUAACAUCUAUUGCCUUGCACGUGCAUAUGCGGAGGUUUUUAUUUCUUUAAACACACAGGAAUAAUUUUAUUUUAAACCGAUAUGCCAGAGGAAGAUGGAUUGGACAAGAAAAAAUCGCAUCGCGCUCGACAGGCUGGCGUUAAGGCCGUAAAGAAAAAACUAAAGGUCAAAAAAGAUUCAGGGAACACCAAAGAGCCCAACCUCACUGCGAGGCAGAGGAAUCCGAAGGCAUUUGCUAUUAAUUCUGCCCAGAGAGCAGAGCGAAACUUUCGUCGUAAAGAAGACAUAACUGCGAAAAAGCAACAUAUUCCCGUUGUGGACCAGACGCCAGACGAACCCCCUCCGGUGCUUAUAGCAGUGGUGGGCCCACCAAAAGUAGGUAAAACAACGUUAAUCAACAACUUAAUAAAGAAUUUUACGCGCACAAAUGUGACCGAUAUCCGGGGUCCCAUCACGAUUGUUACCUCGAAAAAACGACGCAUAACUCUUUUGGAAUGCAACAAUGAUAUAAAUUCAAUGAUUGAUAUUGCCAAAUGCGCAGAUUUAGUGUUGUUAUUGUGUGAUGCUAGUUACGGGUUUGAAAUGGAGAUCUUCGAAUUCCUGAAUAUUUGUCAAGUACAUGGAAUGCCAAAAAUUAUGGGUGUGCUCACACAUUUAGAUAUGAUCAAGAAUCCCAAGCAAUUAAGGAAACGGAAAAAGGAAUUGAAGCAUCGCUUCUGGACUGAAGUCUACGAUGGUGCAAAGCUUUUCUACCUUUCUGGAUUGUUGCACGGUGAAUACUUGAGAAACGAGGUAAAAAAUCUGGGACGCUUUAUUUCAGUAAUGAAGUUUCGCCCGCUGUCAUGGCGGGGAGCACACAGUUAUUUGCUCGUGGAUCGAGUUGAAGAUGUCACCAAUACAGACCUGAUUCGCCGCAACCCCAAAUGUGACAGAGAAAUAAUCCUUUACGGUUAUGUUCGUGGUGUACCAAUGAAACAGGAACAUUCUGUUCAUAUUGCCGGGCUGGGGGAUGCAAGGAUUGAAGAAUUGAGUGCAAUACCCGAUCCAUGCCCAUUGCCUGGCACGGAGAAAAAGCGCAGUCUUUUGGAAAAAGAAAGGCUACUGUAUGCGCCCAUGUCAGGGGUUGGAGGAAUUGUCUACGAUAAGGACGCUGUGUAUAUAGAGUUACAGGGCUCGCACAGUCACAAAGAAAAAACGGCAGACGCUGCUGAGCAGGAGCAAUUAGUGGGCAAAUUGAUAGAUAAAAAACAAACUGUGGAUAUGCAAAUUGAAGAACAGGAAUUUCGACUAUUCUCUGAUGGUUCUGCCAUAAAGUCAAAAGACUAUAAAGAUGACAGUGAUAUAGAUGAGGAUGAAGAUAAUAUUGAAGAUGAUGAAGAUGAUUCUGGCGUAGAUGACGAAGACAACGUUAGCGUUAACAGUGGCGGUGAAUUUGCAGAUGGUGACUGGCGGGACGAAGAUAGUGAGGGAGAAGCAGCUGAGAGCGACAAUAACACAUCUGAUGAUGAAUAUCAAAAUGUCGAUGAGUUAAAAUCAAAACACAAGAGAAGUGUAGAGGAUGAGGAUGGGGAUGAGGAUAAGGAUGAAGAUAGUGACCAAGAAGAAGAGAAAAUUCUAGCAAACAGUAUGAGCUGGAAAGAAAAUUUAGCUCAAAAAGCGCGUGAAUCCUUCCUUCAGCGACAUUCGGAGGCAAAGAAUAUUAUGCGGCUAGUAUAUGGAUGUUAUACGCAAAGCGAAAGCAAAAAAAAUAAAUUCGACGGCAACAAAAAUGCUGACUCUGACUCUGAAGACGAAUUGGGAGGACUCUUCAAAGUAGUGGCCAAAAAGCAAAGCGAUUUGCAAAAGGAAAAAGAUAUAAGGGAUAAAAUGGAGCACUGCUUCUAUGAAGACUUUUCGGGUAGUACUCGUAACUGGUUGGAUGAAGAAAAUAAGGCCGCUUUAAAAAACUGCUUUGUUACUGGCAAAUGGAAAGCGUCCGAAGAUGCUGAAACAUUGCUGCGCCUGGAUGAUUUGAGCGACGCUGAAAGUGAAGUAUAUGGAGACUUCGAAGAUCUGGAAACUGGCGAAAAGCACAUUGGGAACAGCGGCGUUGAAGAGCCGCAUGAUUCAAAAGAAACUAAUUCUGAUGUAAUGGCAGAAGGUAAUGCCGAAGAAAACACUCGUAAGCGCCGAAUGACUAGGGUGGAGGAGGAGAAUUUAACAAAAGCAGAACUAAUGGCCAAAAAACUAAAACUCAAAGCUAAAUUUGAUGCAGAAUACGACAAUAAAGACGGUUCAAAAGAAGAUGAUGGACGCAUUAAAGGGGACCAUGAUUAUUACGAGGGUUUGAAAGCUGAUGCUCAGAAGCAAUCGGAUUUGAACAAAAGUGAAUUUGCUGCACUAGACCCGGAGUUGCGUAUACAAAUUGAAGGAUUUCGACCAGGCCUUUAUGUUCGUUUGGGCUUUCGAGCUAUACCUGCCGAGUUCAUAGAAAACUUUGAUCCGAGUUACCCAGUACUGGUUGGUGGAUUGAAUAUGACCGAAGAAAAUAUUGGCUAUGUCAACUGCAAAGUAAAAAAACAUCGAUGGUACAAAAAGAUUUUGAAAACUGGCGACCCACUUAUAAUUUCUUUGGGCUGGCGUCGUUUUCAAACCGUACCAAUAUAUGCGAAAAUAGAAGAUAACUUCCGACAUAGGUAUCUGAAAUAUACACCAAAUCAUGUAACCUGUAGCAUGACUUUCUGGGGCCCAAUCACUCCACAAAAUACUGGUUUCUUAGCUUUACAAACAGUACGCCACGAUCUAGAAGAAAUGAAGAGACUCGGCUUUCGAAUUGCCGCCACAGGUAGCGUCAGUGAAAUGGAUAAAUCAGCGCAAAUAAUGAAAAAGCUAAAGUUGGUGGGCCAACCAUUUAAAAUAUAUAAGAAAACGGCUUUCAUUAAAGGAAUGUUCAAUACUGGUCUUGAAGUGGCGAAAUUCGAGGGAGCUAAGAUAAAAACUGUUUCUGGAAUACGCGGUCAAAUCAAGAAGGCACACCACGAACCAGAGGGUUCAUUCCGUGCAACGUUCGAAGACAAGAUUCUCUUGAGCGAUAUUGUCUUCUGCAGAACGUGGUUCCGAGUGGAUGUGUCGCGGUUCUAUACACCCAUCACCUCGCUUUUGCUGCCUGCAGACCAGAAGUCGCAGUGGCAAGGCAUGAAGACGUUGGGUCAGCUGAAGCGCGAACGCAAUAUUCAUAAUCAAGCGCAACCAGAUAGCCAGUACAUAGAAAUAAAGCGUGAACCGAAAAUAUUCAAACCACUUACGAUACCCAAAGCUUUACAGCGAGCUUUGCCAUACAAGGAUAAGCCGAAACUAGGACCACUAACAGACAAAAAGACUCAGGAGUUGGAGCGCAUAGCUGUGAUACGCUCGCCUCAUGAACAAAAGGUUGCAAAGAUGAUGAAUAUGAUUGAGACCAACUACAAAGACAAGAGAAAACGGGAUAAAAUGGAAACCAAGAUCCGCUUGAAGCAAUUUCGUGCGGAAAAGCGUAUUGAGGAAAUGAGAAAGAUGAAACGUCAAAAGGAGGUCCGAAAGAAAAUCUCCCGUGCUAUAAGUAAGAUGCGUAAAAAGCAGGAUAACUAAAAAAUUUUGUGACCAUUGAUUACAUUAGUAUGUAUAGGCUUUUGUAAGUACUUUGAUUAGAAAAAAUAAAAGCAAACAAGUUUUAUUUAAA
Messenger RNA from Rhagoletis pomonella (apple maggot), 3713 nucleotides. Its product is annotated as ribosome biogenesis protein BMS1 homolog. The transcript is spliced from 4 exons. The coding region runs from base 98 to 3622 and encodes 1174 amino acids. Gene Ontology annotation, molecular function: U3 snoRNA binding; GTP binding; GTPase activity. Gene Ontology annotation, cellular component: 90S preribosome; nucleus. The record is from RefSeq and is a predicted model, not a curated record. NCBI's taxonomy places the organism in Eukaryota, Metazoa, Arthropoda, Insecta, Diptera, Tephritidae. Gene Ontology annotation, biological process: endonucleolytic cleavage of tricistronic rRNA transcript (SSU-rRNA, 5.8S rRNA, LSU-rRNA); ribosome biogenesis; maturation of SSU-rRNA from tricistronic rRNA transcript (SSU-rRNA, 5.8S rRNA, LSU-rRNA).